Molecule: messenger RNA, 2775 nt
Organism: Cylindrotheca closterium
Lineage: Eukaryota; Bacillariophyta; Bacillariophyceae; Bacillariales; Bacillariaceae
Source: the annotation of a GenBank genome assembly
AUGUCUGAUGAAAAUGAUGAAUUGAAAGUGCGAAGGAGAAGGAAGCACCGAAGCCGUCGAGAUGGAAGUCGAGACCAAAGCAGCAGUAGCAGACAUAGAAGCAGCAGUCGGGAUCAUCACCGACGCCACAAGAGUAGCAGAGGAGGACGUUCCAGAGGAACGGAAUCUACCAAAGAUUCUCCUCCAUCGGCUCUCGGUGGUACUGCUGUUGUGGCAACAUCAGAUGUAAGGAUGGAAGAUGUGGAAGCACUCGACUUUGAUCCGUCUGAAACCAAAAAAUUGCUGAAAGAUGAUCCUGCUUUUACUGAGGAGACGAUGCAGGAGAACAUCUUCAGUCUGAUGUAUAUUGCCCCUGUCAACACUGGAGCAUUCUGGUUUGCUCUUAUUGUGUCCCUCUUUCAGCUGGCCUUGCCUUUCUUGGCUCUAUUGGAUUUGAUUAUUCUGAACGAUGAAGAAGGGAAUUAUCUUCAACUUCCGAACAACGUUUCUAUCCAAGUCCGUGUUCUAGCAGCAAUGGUGCUCGUAUUGGCAGUGGUGCAGUUCUGGGAUCUCAUGGAAGCAGUGGAAAAGCUCCAAAAGGGGCCACCGCCCUCCCGGUCUGAAACUCCUCCUGGUGCCAAGUGCUGGAAGUUUUACUUGUCCUACACAAUUCAGAUGGUCAUGGGAGCGUUAUUUCAGGUUUCUGUUUUUGUUUUCAUUAUGCAAUCGACUACCAUUCUAGACAUUUUCCUGAACUUUGCUGCCCUCGAAUUCAUUACAUCAGUCGAUGAAUUCGCAUUUCUAUUUGCCCAGCGAGGCUAUGUGAGCAAUCCUGUCAAGAGAGCCUGCGAUCAUGUCAAUGAAAUCAAGAUAUUGAGGCGAAAGGGCGGCCGGGUGUGUCGCCGAAUUCAGGUUUUGUUUUUUGGUGUUGUCAUGUUGUCCAUGUACACCGUGCUUUCUCUUCAGCAACAAUCCGGAAGAUUUGAUUGCGAGAAGAUUGAAGUUCAGUUUGGUGAUGGAUUCAUUACAAUCUUGCCAAUCUUUUCGGGAAUGUACACUUUCAAUCGAAAAGACAAAGCCGAGGGGCGGCCUGUCUAUUGGGAUGAUCGUCGAGGUGCAGCGUUUCGAUACUGCACAAAGGGUGAUAGUACUGGGAUCUUUUCAUUUGCGAAUACCGGGUACUGGGUAUUCAACAUCAUCCUAGACGAUGUCAAGAGUGUCGAAGACAUGUGUGAAAAUUUUAUCUCUAGAUCUCCUGACACGAAGGCGUAUGACCUUUUGGAAGCGCCAGGACGCGAAUGGCUGACGAAGCGCCAGUUGGGUGACUCGGUUCAAUAUCAGGUGGAUUUCUUCCAGUUGCGAUGUGCCGAUUGCGAAGAUGAGACGUGCAAUGGGCAGUGUGUCAACGAUGUAUGCGUCUGUGGACCAGAACAAUUCGGCAUUAAUUGUCAGUUUAACCAGCCACCUUGCAAGAAGACCGAUUACGAUCGCCGAACAAAACCAUUCACUGGUGUUGGCGAUUUCUACAGCUCAAGGUUUGACUUAUUGACGAAACCAGAUGGUUCGGCAUUUUAUUCAUACAACAGGCCGGUGUAUACUUUUGUUCAUCAAGAUGGUUUUGUUGAUUUUCUAAUCAAUUUUGGAAGAAGGUACUUUCUCUUUGAUAUCUUCGCAGUCAACAUUGCAGGUGCUGUUCAAGCACUUACUGAACCAGAUGAAGGCGGAAAUCAAUUUCCCAUUAUCAAUACUUCAGUCCUUGUCGAAAAUUUCACAAAUUUUCAUCCUUGGUACAACUGGAUCAAGCCUCUGUAUGCAGAAGGCAAGAUAGUCAAUCAAACGGCAGACCAAGAAAUCUAUAGGGUACCAGUGUUUGUUAGCGAUCCAAUUGACGUUGGUACACAGAGCGACAGUCUCUCCCCUCUUGGUCUUUCUUGGCAACGGACGAAUCGUGUCACACUGUCGAAAAAGAACUACUUUGAUCUCUUUCUGAGAGGAACAGGGAUCGAAACAGUUUUGAUUUGCUCCAGGUGCUCUGCAUCUUCUCCAUGCCUAAACGGAGGGACGUGCUUGCCAAAUAACCGAACCUGUGAUUGUCCGUUGAGAAAUGAUUUUGGUGAUGACUUCAUGGGUGAUUUUCUAGGCGACGUUGUAUAUGGCGGCACCCUAUGCGAACUUGACUGCACUGAACAGGGUAAUAGUGAAAAUGAAGCGUGCGCAAUUGAUUUCAAUCCGUGGGAUGAUGACAAUUUUGGAGACGAUGACUUCUUUUUUGGCGGCGGGGACGAUGACCCAUUUCGCGGCAACGGCAACUUUGGUGACGAUGACCCAUUUAACGACGAUCCCAAUUUCGGGGAUGACGACCCAGCUACACCUGAUGGCGGUGAUCCAGCUGUUCCAAAUGGUACACCAGAUGGGGCGGGUGGUGAUCCACCAAACAACCCAACAGAUGACGAUCCAAAUGCUCCAACGGAUGAUGAUCCGAACACUCCAACAGAUGAUGGCAACCCUGAUGAUCCAAACUUCCCAACCGAUGAUGGCAACCCUGAUGAUCCAAACUUCCCAACCGAUGAUGGCAACCCUGAUGAUCCAAACUUCCCAACCGAUGAUGGCAACCCUGAUGAUCCAAACUUCCCAACCGAUGAUGGCACUCCAACAGAUGAUCCAAACUUCCCAACCGAUGAUGGCACUCCAACAGAUGAUCCAAACUUCCCAACCGAUGAUGGCACUCCAACAGAUGAUGAUCCAAACACUUUCGGAGACGAUGGCGGUGGUUUCGACGACGAUGCCCCUCUAUAA